GCGAGAGAAGCAGACAGAGAGAUCGCAGACACCCAGUUGGACCAACAAGCGCAGCACAGAAACAAUCAGGAGCAAACAAAGAUGAUGAUGAUGAUGAAGAACCCUGUCAUUCUGGUGACCUGCCUCAUGUCUCUCUCGUUUCUUGCUGUGCUGGCUUCAGAGAACAGCUUUGGUCCAGACAAGUGCUGCUUCAGGUACAUCUCCUACCGCCUGCCCCUGAAAAAGGUGCAGAGCUUCAAAUACACCGACACGCUGUGUUCGAUGGAAGGUGUGCUCUUCACGAUGAGGAAAGGUGCUGAAAUCUGUGCUGACCCAACCAUGCCAUGGGUGAAGAGAAUCAUCGAGGCCAAAUUGACGGGCCAGAAGGACAAAGUGAACAACUCCACCACACCAACACCCCAGUGAGCAGCUGCGUGCUCAUCACUGCACUGACAAGAUCAAUGAGCCAAGAGGAUAUGAUUGUGUACAAGUAUGAAAUAUUUAACAGAGUAUUUUCCUGUAUGGGUCAUCAAUAAAU
Cololabis saira (Pacific saury) is the source of this 517-nucleotide messenger RNA. RefSeq names its product chemokine (C-C motif) ligand 38, duplicate 4 (gene ccl38a.4). Gene Ontology annotation, biological process: positive regulation of ERK1 and ERK2 cascade; cellular response to interleukin-1; lymphocyte chemotaxis. The record is from RefSeq and is a predicted model, not a curated record. Gene Ontology annotation, molecular function: chemokine activity; CCR chemokine receptor binding. Bases 82 to 405 code for a protein of 107 amino acids. Gene Ontology annotation, cellular component: extracellular region. The transcript has 3 exons. NCBI's taxonomy places the organism in Eukaryota, Metazoa, Chordata, Actinopteri, Beloniformes, Belonidae.